This is a messenger RNA of Spodoptera frugiperda (fall armyworm), 725 nucleotides long. RefSeq lists its product as uncharacterized. The transcript has a single exon. NCBI's taxonomy places the organism in Eukaryota, Metazoa, Arthropoda, Insecta, Lepidoptera, Noctuidae. The coding region runs from base 207 to 704 and encodes 165 amino acids. The record is from RefSeq and is a predicted model, not a curated record.
UUAUAAUUAUUAUAAAGAAAAACUAUCAACUGUCAAGCAGAUAUGUGACAAUAAUCUACAAUGUGUUGACUUAUUUCGUUAUUUAUUUCAAAUUCUGUUUAUUAUUAUGGUAUAUAACAAAGCAACUGGUUCUUCUUCCACCUUUCUAUAUAGUUAUGUGAUUCAUACAUUCUAGAGUCGAUAGUGGAACAGUUCUCGCAUUUAUUAUGGUAGAAAGUGUACUGAACAGGUACUGCCUGGUAUCAAAAGUAUGCUGCUUCUGCGUUUCACUAAGGAAUGGAUGUAUACUGAUAGCCUUGGCAGGAUUCAUACCAUGUGUAUACCUGUUCAUGGUGUAUGCCUCGGGGGAUUCAACGUUGUUAAAUCAUGGAGUGCAUCCAAUAGUUACUGAGAUCAUUCUACAUAUUUACGCUACACUGGGAUUACUUUUAUGUGGAGUGAACAUCAUACUCAUCGUCGGUGCAAUAAGGUUCAACGAAAAGUUAAUAAUAUAUUACUUAAGGUUCGCUUGUGUGUACUUCGCCUUGGAUGUCUUCUGUGUAAUGGUUAUAUGCAUUUUUGCUGUGAUCGGUGGUUUCUUUACUUUCGCUGGGUUAUACUUACUAGUAGCUAUUUGUUAUUGGAUUUUAAUAUACUUUUAUGUUUUACCAGUCGUGAAUGGAUUUAGGAAAAAAAUACACACCAUUGUCAUAUAUGUGAAUUAAAUUUUAUUUAUUACUGUAAUA